This is a messenger RNA of Camellia sinensis, 3760 nucleotides long. Its product is annotated as phosphoinositide binding protein. The record is from RefSeq and is a predicted model, not a curated record. Gene Ontology annotation, molecular function: metal ion binding; protein binding. NCBI's taxonomy places the organism in Eukaryota, Viridiplantae, Streptophyta, Magnoliopsida, Ericales, Theaceae.
AUCGAUCUCCCGAUAGAAAAGAAGUCUCAAGUCUGCUUUGUUUCUCUCUCAUCUCAUGUCAUCAGACUUGAGAAAUCAAAAACCCACCAAACCAAAAAACCUCCAAGAGGCAAACCCUUUUUUGAUCUUCAAAUCAAAAUCUGUUUUUUUCUUUUGUUUUUGGUUUCAUAAAUCAAUUUCUUUGUUUUUCUGAUUUCGAUUUUAUUGACAACAACCUAAAACAUGUUGGAGAAGAUCGGAUUGCCCCCAAAGCCUGCACUGCGGGGGAACAAUUGGGUGGUCGAUGCCUCACAUUGUCAAUUAUGUUCCUCUCAGUUCACCUUCAUCAAUCGCAAGCAUCACUGCCGCAGGUGUGGAGGUUUGUUUUGCAGCAGCUGUACCCAGCAAAGAAUGUUGUUACGUGGACAAGGUGAUUCACCAGUACGUAUCUGUGAACCCUGUAAAAAACUUGAAGAGGCAGCACGUUUUGAAAUGCGACAUGGACACAAGAACAGAACUGGAAGAGGUGGUUCAAAACUGUCAUCUAGACAUGAGGAUGAACUUUUAAACGAGAUUCUGGGUAGCGAUAGAAAGGAAUUGGCUUUUUCAGGAGAGUUGUCCACAAGUAACGUGAUUUCGAAACUCGAAAGGGAUACAAGUAGUUCAUCAUGUUCAAAUAUUCAAGACGUCGCCACUAACGAUGAUGAGGGAGAAGAAAGACCCAAAAGUCUUUCCGUUGGGGAGUCUAGUCCCGAAGAAUUGCGUCAGCAUGCCCUGGAGGAAAAAAACAAGUACAAAAUUCUGAAAGCAGAAGGAAAAUCUGAAGAAGCUUUAAAAGCCUUUAAAAGGGGAAAAGAGCUUGAGCGGCAAGCUGGGGCUUUGGAAUUAUUAUUAAGAAAAAAUCGUAAAAGAGCUUUGUCAACAAGCAACACAACUGAUAUCCACAAAAUCAGUGAUGAGAAUACAUGUUCUGGCCGAAAAGACAACCUCGCUCCUCAAAAGAGUAAAGAAAAAGACAAUCUUGCCGAUGAACUCAAAGAAUUGGGAUGGUCUGACAUGGAUCUUCAUGCUGCAGAUAAGAAGCCAUCAAACAUGAGUUUAGAGGGUGAGCUUUCUACUCUUCUUCGAGAGGUCUCUCAAAAAUCUAAUACAGGAAAAGUAAGUCAUGGCAUUGACAAGACCCAGGUCAUUGCUCAUAAGAAAAAGGCUCUCGCGUUGAAGCGUGACGGAAAACUCGCCGAAGCGAAGGAAGAAUUAAAGAGAGCUAAAGUUCUUGAAAAGCAACUUGAGGAAGAGGAAUUCUUGGCCGAGGCUGAAGAUUCUGAUGACGAGCUUUCAGCUUUGAUCCGUAGUAUUGACAGUGAUAAACAAGACGACUUGUUGGUUGCCCAUGAGCCCAAUGCUGGUUUUAAUUUUGAUCACCUGAUGGGCAUUACUGAUGAUCUGGGUGUUGAUAGCAACUUUGAAGUGACUGAUAAUGAUAUGGAUGAUCCAGAAAUUGCUGCUGCUUUAACAUCGUUAGGUUGGACUGAGGAAGCCAAUCAUUUUGAGGAUAUUCAGCCCAAGCUUGUCCCUAUGGAUCGGGAAGCAUUGUCAAAUGAAAUUCAGUCUUUGAAAAGAGAAGCACUAAAUCAGAAAAGGGCAGGUAACUCUGCAGAGGCAAUGGAGCUGCUAAAGAAGGCUAGAGUACUGGAGAAGGACCUUGAUAGCUUUGUUACUCAAGGAACCGACACAAUGCCAUAUAAGGCUGAUGAUAGAAAUGUCAAUGAAAUGGAUAAAGUGGCCCUGAAAUUGGCACCGAAGAGUAGACUAAUGAUUCAGAAAGAGCUUUUGGGCCUGAAAAAGAGAGCUCUUGCUUUGAGAAGGGAAGGUAAAUUGGAUGAGGCCGAUGAAGAGUUGAGAAAAGGGAAGGUUCUUGAGCAGCAGCUUGAAGAGAUGGAUAGUGCCUCGAACAUGAAGGCCACGCCAGUGAUUGGCAGUAAAAAGAAUCCUGAUGAUGUUGCAGUUCCAGAUCUUGGAGACGAAGGAGAAGCGGAGGAUGUGACUGAUCAGGACUUGCAUGACCCGACAUAUCUUUCCCUUUUAAGUAACUUGGGUUGGAAAGACGAAGAUGACAAAACCGAUAUAUUUCCACCCAAACCUGCUAAACAAAAUGGCAGUCCCAUGCAGAUAAUUGAUUCGCCUGUUACUCAAUCUGCUAGUUCGAUUCUAAUUGGGGUGUCUAGAAGAAGUAAAGGCGAAAUCCAGAGGGAACUCUUGGGGUUGAAAAGGAAGGCACUUACUUUGAGACGCCAAGGACAGACGGAGGAGGCUGAUGAAGUUUUGGAAAUGGCAAAAGUAUUAGAAGCCCAAUUGGCAGAGAUGGAAAUGCCGAAGAUAGAAGCUCAAUCUGAAAUUAAUAAGCGUGUGGAAAACGAGAGCAUUAGUUCUCUCCAUAAAAUUGCUGUUGAAGAAGAUGCGAGGGGUGUAUCAAAAGAAGACCCGCAAGAAAAAUCUUCUGAACAAAUUACUAGUAUUUCUGUACAUCCUGAUCGUCUAGUCACUGAAGAUCUGGGAAGAAAUGUCAAAAUUACACAUGAGAAACGAGAAGAAAUGGUUGUACAGAACAAGAAACCACACAUUGAUGAAUCUGAUUCAGUUGGGGCAACUGCUUCUCAGAAUGAUCAAAGUUCUGUCCGGCAAGAAAUCUUGGUUCUCAAGAGGAAGGCAGUUGCUUUGAAGAGAGAGGGGAAGCUGGCAGAAGCUCGGGAGGAACUCCGUCAAGCAAAGCUUCUGGAAAAGAGUUUGGAGGAUAACAAUUCGCAUCCCAGUACUAGUUCUAGUGAUGUUUCAAGCUCUACUUCAAAUGUCACAUCUGUUGAACAAAAACAGCACCACAGUUCAUCAAAUUUGGCUUCGAAACCACUGUCCAGUCGUGAUCGUUUCAAGUUGCAACAAGAGUCCCUCAGCCACAAACGGCUAGCAAUGAAGCUCCGGAGGGAAGGUCGAAUGGAAGAAGCAGAGGCCGAGUUUGAACUAGCCAAGGCUCUUGAAGCCCAGUUAGAGGAGUCGGGGGCCAAUGAUUCCGUUAAAUCUUCUGUCGGUGGAGCAAAGCCCGUUGAUGAUGUGGGUGUAGAGGAUUUUCUCGAUCCUCAACUUUUGUCUGCUUUGAAAGCAAUAGGAUUGGAAGAUGCUAGUACAACUUCCCAAAGUCCUGAGAAACCCGAACCAGUAAAGUCUGUUUCUGUUUCCGGUAAGGUUGAAAACUCUGGCAGGGAAAGGAUCCAACUGGAGGAACAGAUCAAGGCUGAAAAAGUGAAGGCGGUACACUUGAAGCGUUCCGGAAAGCAAGCCGAGGCCCUGGAUGCUCUUCGGCGAGCCAAAGUGCUUGAAAAGAAGCUGAAUUCUUUGGCUUCGUAAUGAUACAUCACGUUAGGCUUGUCAACGGAUUGGAUUCGGAUUCAGAGCAGAUCGCAUCACGACAUUUCGUUUCAAAGCAUCAUUCAAGUACUACUCCGGUGAAACUGCAGGUGAGGUCAUAUUGUGUAACACUCAGUUUGUACAUUGCUCUGAAACGUUAGUAACUGUUAUUGUUACAUUUUCUUUAUGAAUACCAAGGAGUUUUUUUUUUUUUGUGAAUUUCUUUUUCGGUUAUCUUUGCCGACAAGGAUUGAUGAAUGUGUAUGUCAGUGAGGUCGUGAUAUUCAUUUAAACUUAAAAAGACAAUGGUUUGAGCUCCAUUGUCUGUGUUUCUGGUAAAUUUCUCAUUUAUUUGGAUGAACUUUAAUUAUUUUCACACAAA